CCGUCUGGAGAUUAAUAUACAUGCAUGCAUUGGGAGAAUCAGAAGAGAAGAAAUCGAAGCUUCAAUUUGAUUCCAUAGCUGCAAUUCUGAUCCGAGUUGACUCACCCCGUUACUCUCAUUUCAUUUUCGCCGUUUCUCUCAUCCAAUCCCUCAGAUUUUCCUUUUCCGUAAACGUGUUUGAUUUUUCAAUUUUGAUUUGGCAGCCGCAGUGAAUCUCCUCGAUUGGGAUUCUUCAUCUCCAUCGGCGUCGCGAAUUGGGAGGGGGUGAUUGAUCCAAUUCCCCAGAAAUUGGAUUCGGAUGGAAUCAAUUAGGGCACGUUUCAAUGGUGAGGGAUCUCCAUAGAUCGGUGGUGGUAUAGCAUUUGGAUGGGGAAUACAUGCGCAGGCCCAAACACAGGGAAGAAUGGAUUCUUCCAAUCCAUGACCGCCGCCAUCUGGAAGCCUAAGCAGGGCCUUCCGCCGCCGGAUCAGGAAUCCGUCGGCAGCAGCAAUAACAAUAACAAGGAAAACUCCGUCAAAUCUGAUUCAGCCGUCCAGAGCACCCCUCCCACGCAGAUGGUCAUCGCCCCCGAGGAGCCUAAGAAGCCGGAAACUCAACCGCCAAAGCCAGAGCCAACCAACACCAAUGAUACUACGACCGCUGCUGCUGCUACUACUACUACUACUACUAAUAAUAAUAAUAAUAAUAAUAAUAAGCAAGGCGAUGCGGCGAAACAGCAGAACAAGCCUACGCAAAUAAAGAGAGUGGCCAGUGCAGGACUGCAGGUGGAGUCAGUUCUGCAGCGGAAAACGGAGAAUAUGAAGGAGAAGUUUACUCUUGGGAGGAAGCUAGGCCAAGGGCAAUUUGGGACCACGUUCCUUUGCAUCGAGAAGGGGACGAACAAGGAGUUCGCUUGCAAGACCAUUGCUAAGAGGAAGCUGACGACGCCUGAGGACGUGGAGGAUGUGAGGAGGGAGAUUCAGAUCAUGCACCAUUUGGCGGGGCAUCCCAAUGUGAUCUCGAUCGUGGGGGCCUUCGAGGAUGCUGUGGCGGUUCAUGUUGUGAUGGAGCUUUGCUCUGGGGGGGAGCUCUUCGAUAGGAUCAUUCAGAGGGGGCAUUACACCGAGAGGAAGGCGGCUGAGCUGGCUAGGAUAAUAGUUGGUGUGGUGCAAGCUUGCCAUUCUCUUGGAGUUAUGCAUAGAGACUUGAAACCUGAGAAUUUCCUCUUUGUUAAUCAGCAGGAGGAGUCGCCGCUUCAAACCAUUGAUUUUGGCCUCUCUGCUUUCUUCAAGCCAGGGGAAACAUUCAUUGAUGUUGUCGGAAGCCCUUACUACGUUGCCCCAGAGGUACUGAGGAAGCAUUAUGGCCAAGAAUGUGAUGUUUGGAGUGCGGGAGUUAUCAUCUACAUAUUGCUAUGUGGAGUUCCGCCAUUUUGGGAUGAAUCGGAACAGGGAAUUUUCGAGCAGGUUUUGAAAGGUGAACUUGACUUUGUUUCGGAACCCUGGCCUAACAUAUCUGAAAGUGCAAAAGAUCUUGUCCGGAAAAUGCUUGUACGAGACCCAAAGAAGAGGCUCACAGCUCAUCAAGUUCUUUGCCAUCCAUGGGUACAAGUCGGUGGCGUUGCUCCUGAUAAACCUCUUGAUUCUGCUGUUCUAAGUCGUCUGAAGCAAUUCUCUGCGAUGAACAAGAUCAAGAAGAUUGCCAUCAGAGUUAUUGCCGAGAGCCUAUCUGAGGAGGAAAUUGCGGGACUAAAGGAAAUGUUUAAAAUGAUCGAUGUAGAUAACAGUGGACACAUCACCCUUGAAGAACUCAAGAAAGGGCUAUCCAGAGUUGGAGCCCACCUCAAAGACUCAGAAAUAGAGAAUCUUAUGCAAGCUGCUGAUUUCGACAACAGUGGCACGAUAGACUAUCGGGAGUUUGUGGCAGCAAUGUUGCACCUAAAUAAGGUGCAGAAAGAGGAUCAUGUAUACGCGGCCUUCUCGUAUUUCGACAAAGAUGGCAGCGGCUACAUCACAAGGGAUGAGCUCCAGCAGGUCUGCGAGCAAUUCGGAAUAGAAGAUGUCCACCUGGACGACAUCAUCGGGGAAGUCGACAAAGACAACGAUGGGCGCAUCGACUACAGCGAGUUCGUGGCGAUGAUGCAGGACAGCAGUUUCGGGAGCAAGGUAAUACAGAGUAGCAUGAGCUUGGGAAUGAAGGGUUCUUAGAAAUAAAUACUUCUAGAGUAGUAGUAUGUUUGUUUUUGUUCAGUUUGUGUAAAUUUAUGUAUCAAUGCAAGAAAGUAAAUUGACGAAUCUUCUGCUGUAGAGAUUAGUGAUGACAGUGAAGUUUCCUGGACCCACUUUAGAAUUUUGUUAGGUUGUUUUCGCUUUGAAAUUAAAUUGUUGUCUGUGGUUUACAGUUUACAUAAUGGAUCAGCAAUUAUACAAGUAUUGUUCAAA
This is a messenger RNA of Salvia splendens (bonfire salvia), 2421 nucleotides long. Its product is annotated as calcium-dependent protein kinase 20. Gene Ontology annotation, molecular function: calcium ion binding; protein kinase activity; ATP binding. Bases 367 to 2187 code for a protein of 606 amino acids. The transcript is spliced from 7 exons. NCBI's taxonomy places the organism in Eukaryota, Viridiplantae, Streptophyta, Magnoliopsida, Lamiales, Lamiaceae. Gene Ontology annotation, biological process: protein phosphorylation. The record is from RefSeq and is a predicted model, not a curated record.